Molecule: messenger RNA, 378 nt
Organism: Penicillium canescens
Lineage: Eukaryota; Fungi; Ascomycota; Eurotiomycetes; Eurotiales; Aspergillaceae
Exons: 2
Source: RefSeq, a predicted model, not a curated record
UUAGUUGGCGAAAACUUGUUUAAGGCAGCCGCCUUCCUCAAUCUGGUUGCAAUCCCGGGACAUAUGAAAUAUGGCUUCGACCAUGUCUAUCCAGCUUUCAGAUCGAUAGCGACUCCCAAACAUGAACUCGGCGGACGAGGAGGACUGAUAUCCUGGGAUUAUAUAAAUGCGGUUUUCUUAAUUUCUGCACUCCUUAAUUGGAGGUGGAGUGUCAACGCCGGUCCUCGUGGCAACUGUGAUAAAGCUAUAUUUUGGACGCAGUUCAUCGCUGGAGGAAUUGCAGGUUUCCGGUAUUGGCAGGCCCGCUUCCUUCCUCCAAUACUUACACUCUGGAUUGCUCCCAUCUGUGCCUUGGGUGGGUGGGUGCUAGUUGAUUGA